Molecule: messenger RNA, 150 nt
Organism: Encephalitozoon intestinalis ATCC 50506
Lineage: Eukaryota; Fungi; Microsporidia; Unikaryonidae
Exons: 1
Coding region: 1-150 (49 amino acids)
Source: RefSeq, a predicted model, not a curated record
AUGGAUUAUAACAGUAAGUUGGAGAUUGCUAGAGAAGUUUCUAUGAAUCCGGAAGAUGCUAAAGAAAUAAUAAGAGAAUUUAUGAUGAGCAAUGACAGUCUAGAAGGGAUCCAAAUCCUUCAACUGGAGGAGUUCUUAAACCAUGUAUAA